This is a messenger RNA of Loxodonta africana (African savanna elephant), 19976 nucleotides long. RefSeq names its product interferon-induced very large GTPase 1-like. Gene Ontology annotation, molecular function: GTP binding. NCBI's taxonomy places the organism in Eukaryota, Metazoa, Chordata, Mammalia, Proboscidea, Elephantidae. The coding region runs from base 10520 to 17812 and encodes 2430 amino acids. The transcript is spliced from 9 exons. The record is from RefSeq and is a predicted model, not a curated record.
AAAAAAAAAAAAAAAAAGGAAGGAAAUGGCACACACAGAGAGAUAAAACAACAGACCCAGAGGCUAAAAUAGGAACAGAAAUUGAUGAAAAUAGGCACAGGGAGCAGAGUCAGAGGCACAGGGAGAGUAUGACAUGCUAAGAACACAAAUAUGUAUUUGACACGAUUACUGUUCAAAAAUCAAAGCUACAAGUCUGGGGGAAAAGAGAAAUUAAGAAACAUUUUGAUCAUUUGUAUUGUCAAAAACAAACCCAGCUUUAUGUAAGGAGAAACUUUAUUUGAAAGGAUGUUGCAAUAAGGGGAAGGGAAUCUUACAACAGGGAGAAUGUUCUUGACAAAAAUUUGAAAGCAUUUCAAAUACCAGGCAGAGAAGUCUUCAUUUUCUGUUGCUGUUAGGUGCCUUGGAGUCGGUUCCCACUCACAGUGACCCCGAGCCGAGGUACAAUGGAAGGAAACACUCCCCAGUCUUGUGCAUCCUCACAAUUGUUGCUAUCUUUGAGUCCAUUGUUGUAGCCACUGUGUCAAUACAUCUUCUUGAGGGUUCUCCUCCUUUUCACUGACCCUCUACUUUACCAGAAGCCCUGGCGGCGCAGUCGUUAAAGAGAUCGCCUGCUAACCUGAAGGUCAGCCGAUUGAAUCCACCAGACGCUCCCUGGAAACCCUAUGGAGCAGUUCUACUCUGUCCUACAGGGUCACUAUGAGUCGGAAUGGACUCCGCGACAACGGGUUUUGGUUUUCUGCCUUACCAAGUAUGAUGUGCUUUUCCAUGGACUAGCCUGACUGAUAACAUCUCCAAAGUAGGGAUCAGAUAAAGUCUAACAUUGUCAGUAAGAUACUUGUAAAAGAGCUAUGGCAUAACUAGGCGAGUCCUGGGAGGGAGAGGAAGGGUUGCAGACUGCACCAAAGGACACUGUCAGAGGGAGUGACAGCGUGCAAGGCAGCCAGCCAGGCGUGCGGGGCAAUGUGAGGCUGCGUGUCCUGCCACAGGCGUGGACCAAACAGCAUGUCUUAAAGAACAAUUAAAAUAAUUGCUGAUUUACCUUCAAACACACCUCUAGUUUGACCUUUGGAGUUCUGUAGUUGAAACUGCACAUACGUAAUUCUUUUAAAAGAGCACGAUGCCUAAGGCGAAAUGGUCUUUGCUGGUUUAUCUAGACCCUUUGUUUAAUUCAAAGUUGACUUUUAGAAACCAGUUUCUUCAUGGCUCAAGUUUCAAAAGAACAUUUGAGAGCAUGGACUCACAGAAAUCUGGAUUCCAGCAGAACUAAAACUGUCUCAAUGAAUAUAGGUAUUGUCAUGAGGAGGGGGUCGCAAUGACUACUCCAAAUGAUUUGUGUCUUUCCACAAUGUCUUUAUUAAUUAUCAAUAUUAUAGGCACAUAAGUUCUUGGCUAUCCUGGACUCCAGAGAUCUCAAUUCACCAGGGAAAGCAAGCAAGCUAAGGGCAAGUGAGGGUGGUGUUUGAGUGUUGUUAUUUUCUGGUUCAGGCCAACGCUUGACCAUGCCAUCAUCGAUGGUUCGAAUGUCAAAUCAACCUCGAUCCCCGAGAAUCUCUCGUGGAUCUCUAUCACAUCUCUUGAGCACGAGGGCUUAUUAUCCCUUAGCUCUCACUGUAUGGCUGAAGGAACAUGUAUAGGAUCGGGAGUGAACUAAGAGUAGGCCCUGAUGAGCUGCCACAGCCCACGGCUGCCUAGCUCACUGAGUCUUGACCCUCAAUGUAUGACCGAGAUAACAGAGCAGCUAGAAUGUGUUUUAAACUAGGAGGAAGGUCGAGAGUAAGCCCAGGUGAGCUGCUGCAGCUCACUGCUUCCCAACCUCCAGGACCCUAGUCCUCAGUGUAUGACCGAGAUAGGCAAUGUCUCUAGGACUUGGGAGUAAGCCUGGGCAAGCUGCCACAGCCCAUUGCUUCCCAGUCCACAACGUAUGACUGAUUUGGCUCUGGUUAUGACUCUGAGCAAAGUUGAGUCUUCAUGUCCCUUCUUUAUACUGUUUGGAGCUCUUCGAGCCCGUUUGGUUGGUGUUGAUAAGUCCUUGUUUAUGACUUAGUUGGUCUCAGUGUCUUCUGUUGAUAAGGUUGUUUUUCUUCUCUAUAGGGUCUCUAUAAUAGAAACCCUGGUGGCGUAGUGGUUAAGUGCUAUGGCUGCUAACCAAAGGCUUGGCAGAUCGAAACCACCAGGCGCUCCUUGGAAGCUCUAGGGGGCAGUUCUACUCUGUCCUCUAGGUAGCUAUGAGUUGGAAUCAACUUGACGGCACUGGGAGGGGGGGCUAGGGUCUCUAUGAGUUGGAUUCGACUCAACGGCACUGGGUUUUUUGGUUUAGGUUGCAUCAUCUUCUUUAUCUCCUUUCUUCACAUGUUGUUUACUCCUACAUUUGCUUUCAGCUAACCUGCUCUCCACAGGUAUAUACACACAUAGUCCCUGUCUCUUUGUCUCUCUCUUACAUACACACACACAAACUCAGACACAUACACACACAAGACCAGUAUUUGUUUUCUAUUUGCAGUAAGUUUAAAGCCCAGGACCACAAUAAAAAUACACAGGUUUCAUUUUAAUCACUGAGAUUCCUUUAAAAGGAAAAAAAAAAGUAAAAACAAAACCGAAACCAGUUUUUCACAUCCUGACCCAAGCAUACAUUCAGGUCCUUCUGCCACACAGGCAGACACAGCCUGGGCUAGAGCUGUGAGUCACCAGCCUGCUGGACUCAGGGAAGGAAUCUACACCCAGGUUUCUCUGGAGCAACCUGAAGACAGGGGCUUGGUCUCAAGGAGACAGAAGCCCUGGCGGCGCAGUCGUUAAAGAGAUCGCCUGCUAACCUGAAGGUCAGCCGAUUGAAUCCACCAGACGCUCCCUGGAAACCCUAUGGAGCAGUUCUACUCUGUCCUACAGGGUCACUAUGAGUCGGAAUGGACUCCGCGACAACGGGUUUUGGUUUUCUGCCUUACCAAGUAUGAUGUGCUUUUCCAUGGACUAGCCUGACUGAUAACAUCUCCAAAGUAGGGAUCAGAUAAAGUCUAACAUUGUCAGUAAGAUACUUGUAAAAGAGCUAUGGCAUAACUAGGCGAGUCCUGGGAGGGAGAGGAAGGGUUGCAGACUGCACCAAAGGACACUGUCAGAGGGAGUGACAGCGUGCAAGGCAGCCAGCCAGGCGUGCGGGGCAAUGUGAGGCUGCGUGUCCUGCCACAGGCGUGGACCAAACAGCAUGUCUUAAAGAACAAUUAAAAUAAUUGCUGAUUUACCUUCAAACACACCUCUAGUUUGACCUUUGGAGUUCUGUAGUUGAAACUGCACAUACGUAAUUCUUUUAAAAGAGCACGAUGCCUAAGGCGAAAUGGUCUUUGCUGGUUUAUCUAGACCCUUUGUUUAAUUCAAAGUUGACUUUUAGAAACCAGUUUCUUCAUGGCUCAAGUUUCAAAAGAACAUUUGAGAGCAUGGACUCACAGAAAUCUGGAUUCCAGCAGAACUAAAACUGUCUCAAUGAAUAUAGGUAUUGUCAUGAGGAGGGGGUCGCAAUGACUACUCCAAAUGAUUUGUGUCUUUCCACAAUGUCUUUAUUAAUUAUCAAUAUUAUAGGCACAUAAGUUCUUGGCUAUCCUGGACUCCAGAGAUCUCAAUUCACCAGGGAAAGCAAGCAAGCUAAGGGCAAGUGAGGGUGGUGUUUGAGUGUUGUUAUUUUCUGGUUCAGGCCAACGCUUGACCAUGCCAUCAUCGAUGGUUCGAAUGUCAAAUCAACCUCGAUCCCCGAGAAUCUCUCGUGGAUCUCUAUCACAUCUCUUGAGCACGAGGGCUUAUUAUCCCUUAGCUCUCACUGUAUGGCUGAAGGAACAUGUAUAGGAUCGGGAGUGAACUAAGAGUAGGCCCUGAUGAGCUGCCACAGCCCACGGCUGCCUAGCUCACUGAGUCUUGACCCUCAAUGUAUGACCGAGAUAACAGAGCAGCUAGAAUGUGUUUUAAACUAGGAGGAAGGUCGAGAGUAAGCCCAGGUGAGCUGCUGCAGCUCACUGCUUCCCAACCUCCAGGACCCUAGUCCUCAGUGUAUGACCGAGAUAGGCAAUGUCUCUAGGACUUGGGAGUAAGCCUGGGCAAGCUGCCACAGCCCAUUGCUUCCCAGUCCACAACGUAUGACUGAUUUGGCUCUGGUUAUGACUCUGAGCAAAGUUGAGUCUUCAUGUCCCUUCUUUAUACUGUUUGGAGCUCUUCGAGCCCGUUUGGUUGGUGUUGAUAAGUCCUUGUUUAUGACUUAGUUGGUCUCAGUGUCUUCUGUUGAUAAGGUUGUUUUUCUUCUCUAUAGGGUCUCUAUAAUAGAAACCCUGGUGGCGUAGUGGUUAAGUGCUAUGGCUGCUAACCAAAGGCUUGGCAGAUCGAAACCACCAGGCGCUCCUUGGAAGCUCUAGGGGGCAGUUCUACUCUGUCCUCUAGGUAGCUAUGAGUUGGAAUCAACUUGACGGCACUGGGAGGGGGGGCUAGGGUCUCUAUGAGUUGGAUUCGACUCAACGGCACUGGGUUUUUUGGUUUAGGUUGCAUCAUCUUCUUUAUCUCCUUUCUUCACAUGUUGUUUACUCCUACAUUUGCUUUCAGCUAACCUGCUCUCCACAGGUAUAUACACACAUAGUCCCUGUCUCUUUGUCUCUCUCUUACAUACACACACACAAACUCAGACACAUACACACACAAGACCAGUAUUUGUUUUCUAUUUGCAGUAAGUUUAAAGCCCAGGACCACAAUAAAAAUACACAGGUUUCAUUUUAAUCACUGAGAUUCCUUUAAAAGGAAAAAAAAAAGUAAAAACAAAACCGAAACCAGUUUUUCACAUCCUGACCCAAGCAUACAUUCAGGUCCUUCUGCCACACAGGCAGACACAGCCUGGGCUAGAGCUGUGAGUCACCAGCCUGCUGGACUCAGGGAAGGAAUCUACACCCAGGUUUCUCUGGAGCAACCUGAAGACAGGGGCUUGGUCUCAAGGAGACAGGUCCUUCUGCCACACAGGCAGACACAGCCUGGGCUAGAGCUGUGAGUCACCAGCCUGCUGGACUCAGGGAAGGAAUCUACACCCAGGUUUCUCUGGAGCAACCUGAAGACAGGGGCUUGGUCUCAAGGAGACAGGUAAGUGAAAAAAAAAAAAAAAAAAAAAAAAGGAAGGAAAUGGCACACACAGAGAGAUAAAACAACAGACCCAGAGGCUAAAAUAGGAACAGAAAUUGAUGAAAAUAGGCACAGGGAGCAGAGUCAGAGGCACAGGGAGAGUAUGACAUGCUAAGAACACAAAUAUGUAUUUGACACGAUUACUGUUCAAAAAUCAAAGCUACAAGUCUGGGGGAAAAGAGAAAUUAAGAAACAUUUUGAUCAUUUGUAUUGUCAAAAACAAACCCAGCUUUAUGUAAGGAGAAACUUUAUUUGAAAGGAUGUUGCAAUAAGGGGAAGGGAAUCUUACAACAGGGAGAAUGUUCUUGACAAAAAUUUGAAAGCAUUUCAAAUAUCAGGCAGAGAAGUCUUCAUUUUCUGUUGCUGUUAGGUGCCUUGGAGUCGGUUCCCACUCACAGUGACCCCGAGCCGAGGUACAAUGGAAGGAAACACUCCCCAGUCUUGUGCAUCCUCACAAUUGUUGCUAUCUUUGAGUCCAUUGUUGAAGCCACUGUGUCAAUACAUCUUCUUGAGGGUUCUCCUCCUUUUCACUGACCCUCUACUUUACCAGAAGCCCUGGCGGCGCAGUCGUUAAAGAGAUCGCCUGCUAACCUGAAGGUCAGCCGAUUGAAUCCACCAGACGCUCCCUGGAAACCCUAUGGAGCAGUUCUACUCUGUCCUACAGGGUCACUAUGAGUCGGAAUGGACUCCGCGACAACGGGUUUUGGUUUUCUGCCUUACCAAGUAUGAUGUGCUUUUCCAUGGACUAGCCUGACUGAUAACAUCUCCAAAGUAGGGAUCAGAUAAAGUCUAACAUUGUCAGUAAGAUACUUGUAAAAGAGCUAUGGCAUAACUAGGCGAGUCCUGGGAGGGAGAGGAAGGGUUGCAGACUGCACCAAAGGACACUGUCAGAGGGAGUGACAGCGUGCGAGGCAGCCAGCCAGGCGUGCGGGGCAGUGUGAGGCUGCGUGUCCUGCCACAGGCGUGGACCAAACAGCAUGUCUUAAAGAACAAUUAAAAUAAUUGCUGAUUUACCUUCAAACACACCUCUAGUUUGACCUUUGGAGUUCUGUAGUUGAAACUGCACAUACGUAAUUCUUUUAAAAGAGCACGAUGCCUAAGGCGAAAUGGUCUUUGCUGGUUUAUCUAGACCCUUUGUUUAAUUCAAAGUUGACUUUUAGAAACCAGUUUCUUCAUGGCUCAAGUUUCAAAAGAACAUUUGAGAGCAUGGACUCACAGAAAUCUGGAUUCCAGCAGAACUAAAACUGUCUCAAUGAAUAUAGGUAUUGUCAUGAGGAGGGGGUCGCAAUGACUACUCCAAAUGAUUUGUGUCUUUCCACAAUGUCUUUAUUAAUUAUCAAUAUUAUAGGCACAUAAGUUCUUGGCUAUCCUGGACUCCAGAGAUCUCAAUUCACCAGGGAAAGCAAGCAAGCUAAGGGCAAGUGAGGGUGGUGUUUGAGUGUUGUUAUUUUCUGGUUCAGGCCAACGCUUGACCAUGCCAUCAUCGAUGGUUCGAAUGUCAAAUCAACCUCGAUCCCCGAGAAUCUCUCGUGGAUCUCUAUCACAUCUCUUGAGCACGAGGGCUUAUUAUCCCUUAGCUCUCACUGUAUGGCUGAAGGAACAUGUAUAGGAUCGGGAGUGAACUAAGAGUAGGCCCUGAUGAGCUGCCACAGCCCACGGCUGCCUAGCUCACUGAGUCUUGACCCUCAAUGUAUGACCGAGAUAACAGAGCAGCUAGAAUGUGUUUUAAACUAGGAGGAAGGUCGAGAGUAAGCCCAGGUGAGCUGCUGCAGCUCACUGCUUCCCAACCUCCAGGACCCUAGUCCUCAGUGUAUGACCGAGAUAGGCAAUGUCUCUAGGACUUGGGAGUAAGCCUGGGCAAGCUGCCACAGCCCAUUGCUUCCCAGUCCACAACGUAUGACUGAUUUGGCUCUGGUUAUGACUCUGAGCAAAGUUGAGUCUUCAUGUCCCUUCUUUAUACUGUUUGGAGCUCUUCGAGCCCGUUUGGUUGGUGUUGAUAAGUCCUUGUUUAUGACUUAGUUGGUCUCAGUGUCUUCUGUUGAUAAGGUUGUUUUUCUUCUCUAUAGGGUCUCUAUAAUAGAAACCCUGGUGGCGUAGUGGUUAAGUGCUAUGGCUGCUAACCAAAGGCUUGGCAGAUCGAAACCACCAGGCGCUCCUUGGAAGCUCUAGGGGGCAGUUCUACUCUGUCCUCUAGGUAGCUAUGAGUUGGAAUCAACUUGACGGCACUGGGAGGGGGGGCUAGGGUCUCUAUGAGUUGGAUUCGACUCAACGGCACUGGGUUUUUUGGUUUAGGUUGCAUCAUCUUCUUUAUCUCCUUUCUUCACAUGUUGUUUACUCCUACAUUUGCUUUCAGCUAACCUGCUCUCCACAGGUAUAUACACACAUAGUCCCUGUCUCUUUGUCUCUCUCUUACAUACACACACACAAACUCAGACACAUACACACACAAGACCAGUAUUUGUUUUCUAUUUGCAGUAAGUUUAAAGCCCAGGACCACAAUAAAAAUACACAGGUUUCAUUUUAAUCACUGAGAUUCCUUUAAAAGGAAAAAAAAAAGUAAAAACAAAACCGAAACCAGUUUUUCACAUCCUGACCCAAGCAUACAUUCAGGUCCUUCUGCCACACAGGCAGACACAGCCUGGGCUAGAGCUGUGAGUCACCAGCCUGCUGGACUCAGGGAAGGAAUCUACACCCAGGUUUCUCUGGAGCAACCUGAAGACAGGGGCUUGGUCUCAAGGAGACAGGUCCUUCUGCCACACAGGCAGACACAGCCUGGGCUAGAGCUGUGAGUCACCAGCCUGCUGGACUCAGGGAAGGAAUCUACACCCAGGUUUCUCUGGAGCAACCUGAAGACAGGGGCUUGGUCUCAAGGAGACAGAAGCCCUGGCGGCGCAGUCGUUAAAGAGAUCGCCUGCUAACCUGAAGGUCAGCGGAUUGAAUCCACCAGACGCUCCCUGGAAACCCUAUGGAGCAGUUCUACUCUGUCCUACAGGGUCACUAUGAGUCGGAAUGGACUCCGCGACAACGGGUUUUGGUUUUCUGCCUUACCAAGUAUGAUGUGCUUUUCCAUGGACUAGCCUGACUGAUAACAUCUCCAAAGUAGGGAUCAGAUAAAGUCUAACAUUGUCAGUAAGAUACUUGUAAAAGAGCUAUGGCAUAACUAGGCGAGUCCUGGGAGGGAGAGGAAGGGUUGCAGACUGCACCAAAGGACACUGUCAGAGGGAGUGACAGCGUGCGAGGCAGCCAGCCAGGCGUGCGGGGCAGUGUGAGGCUGCGUGUCCUGCCACAGGCGUGGACCAAAAAUGUGGACACCCAGGGGCCCACCUGCAACCAGGAGCCCACCUCCACGCCCAUGCUUGGGCCCCCAUCCAACAGCUCAGCCACAGCGCUCCUGCGAGGCCUUAGAGCACUGGCUCAGCGGCUGAUCUCCCUCCACCCCACUGCCCGCGAGAGACUGGACUUUUAAGAACCCCACCCCGGACUGCCCUCCUCCCUCGCGUGAUGGCGCCAGGACCCGCCAGUUGGGUGACCCUCGGACCCUUCGCACGCAACUCCAGGCACCUCGCCCCACUCCGAUUGGGGUGGGGACGGGCCGCAUGACCUCUGCCACUGGAGGAAUGUGCCAGCCGCACGCUCGCUCGCCUGAGGAGAGAGCGGGCGGGGUGCCGCAGGGCGCUGGAAGGGCCCUCUCUCCCCGGGCCCCCUCUUCUUCCCCUUCUGGGCCCCAUGGCUUCACUCUAAGCCUUUCCAUUGCCACCCGGAGCUCGCCGCGCACCUGCCUACUCUCUGCCCCGCCAAAGCGCUAGCUAAGCCUGUGCAGCUAAGGGAUCUGGGGCGGUGGAUCUGGGGCGGAGCCUAAGGUGGCCCUAGAGGCGGCGCCGAGCCGCUAGAGAGCGCUCGGGGAGACUGCGUGCCGCCACCCAUUCCCAGCCCUUGGUCCAGAAGAGCAAAGGCCUGUCAGGCGCCCGGGCUCUGGGAAUCAGGGCUAGUCCACUGGUGCCUCUGGCCUUCCUGCUGUCGAGCUUCUCACCCGAGGCUGGACUCAGUGACCCCAGGAAGGACCUCGUCAUCCACCAGCCCCGCCUGUGCUGUGGGUUUACAGGGUGAUUUCAGAAACCAGUUUCUUCAUGGUUCAAGGUUCAAAAGGACAUUUGAGAGCAAUGCACCCACGGAAAUCUGGAUCCCAGCAGAAUUAAAACUGUUUCUCAAUGAAUAUAGGUGUAUACGUACAUAGUCUCCGUCUGUCUCUCUUACACACACAUGCAAACACAGACACAUACACACACAAGACCAAUAUUUAUUUUUUAUUUGCAGUAAUUUUGAAGCCCAGGAAUCACAAUAAAAAUAUACUCGUUUCCUUUUAAUUACCAAGAUUUCUUUAAAAUGAAAAAAAAAAAAAAGUAAAAACAAAACUGAAACCGGUUUUUCACAUCCUGACCCAAGCAUACAUUCAGGUCCUUCUGCCACACAGGCGGACACAGCCUGGGCUGGAGCUGUAAGUCACCAGCCUGCUGGACUCAGGGAAGGAACCUACUCUAUAUCCAGGUCCCUUGGGAGCAACCUGGAGACAGGAGCUUGGUCUCAAGGAGACAGGUGAAGGGAGAAACACAAUACAGGUGAGCUCAGCACAACUGGACCAAACCAAACCUAAGAAGUUUUCUGAAUUUAACCAAAUGCUUCAAAGGCCAGAGUAGCAGGGACAGGGUCUGGAGACCAAUGGUUUCAGGUGACAUCUAGUUCAACUGGCAUAACAAAAUGUAUUAAGAAAACAUUCUUCAUCCCACUUUGGUGAGUGGCGUCUGGCGUCUUAAAUAGAAGCAAGUGGCCAUCUAAGAUGCACCAAUUGGUCUCAACCCACCCGAAGCAAAGGAGAAUGAAGAACACCAAAGACACAAGGUAAAUAUGAGUUCAAGAGACAGAAAGGGCCACAUAAAAAAGAGACUCCAUCAGCUUGACCAGAAGAACUACAUGGUGCCUGGCUACCACCAAUGCCUGCCCUGAAAGGGAACACAACAGAGAAUCCCUGAUGGACCAGGUGAAUGGUUGCAUGAAGAUCUCAAAUUCUCAUAAAAAGGCCAGACUUUAUGGUCUGACUGUGACUAGAGGGACACCCUAUUAGCCCAAGACUGAAACCAUUCCUGAAGUCAACUCUUCAAACAGGGAUUUUGCUGGACUACAAGACAGAAAUGAUACUGGUGAGGAGUGAGCUUCUUGGCUCAAGUAGACACAGAAGACUAUGUGGGCUGCUCCUGUCUGGAGGUAGAGAGAUCCUGGGCUGGAGCUGUGAGUCACCAGCCUGCUGGACUCAGGGAAGGAACCUACUCUACAUCCAGGUCUCUCUGGAGCAACCUGAAGACAGGAGCUUGGUCUCAAGGAGACAGUCAUGGACACAGCAGAGUCCAUCCCUGAUGAACACCUGCUCAAAAGAGAAAAGAGGCAAGAUCUCCAAGAGAUGCUGACAGAAGUGGGGCUGGCUGCUGAGUACUGGUUGCCCACACUGCAGGAACAACUGGGCGUGACCUGUGCCCAAGCUUUACAACACCUAGAAGAAAAAGACCUCUUGAAGCUAAAAUCCCAGGCACAACAUUCUUGGGAAACAGGGGCCCUGGAGAAACUGCUUAAUCUAUCACACUCAAAUAGCCUUUCAAAGUUACAGGAGUCUCAGAAGGAGAAGCAAAAACAGGCACAGCAGGAGCUACAGGGGCUGAAGGACUUCGUUUCAGAAGGGAGGCAGCAACAAGAAGAGACAGAGAGGACAAAAGAAGCACAGCUGAGGCAGGCAAUGGAGAUCCCAAGAGAGUACUGGCCACCCCCCAAGGAACCUCUAACGGAAGUCAUGGAAAACACGUGGAAACAUCUCAACCUCAUGGAGUGGACAUUGCCAAAGAGGCAAAACCUCCCAGAUGGAGAUCUGGUCAGAUGGGCAUCUGGAGGGCUAGCCCUGCAGGGAAUUUAUAAAACCAAAUACCAAAAGGACCUGAUAGAGAAGAGAGAGGAGCUGCUCUGUCUCCCCAAGAAUUUCUCAGUCUUUGGCCCUCAGCAGGGUGCCCAGAUGGAAACAAAGGAAUUUUCCUCUUCUCAAGCAGAAUCUAUGUUCACCCGGUCUUUAGAGAAGCUGGGUUUCAGUGUCAUAGCCUCAGUCAAUGGUGGAGGGUGGGGAUUCAGCCUGGAAGCAAAUAUGGAUCACAACCAACAUUCAGAAUCUCAGGAGAGCCAACAGUCACAUUCUGAGCACUCUUAUUUCUGCACAAUCAAGUUCAGCUAUAUCCCAUUGGCCUCUUGCUACUUUCCCAUUGACCAGCUCCAGUUCUCCAAUGCUGCUCUGCAGGAACUGAAAUGCAUUGAAGACCUUCUGGGACAACCUGAAGGCCCAGACACGCUCCUCUUGUUGAGGUGCCGGACAGAGGCCUUUUUCCACAAGUUUGGCUCUCAUGCUAACCAGGGCCCUCUGCACCUGGGAGGAAUCUACUGGUGGAAGGCUGUUUCAGAGGGUUUCCAAAGUGAGCAGCUUGCAGAAGUGAAGCAGCAGUCAGCAGAGGCCCUGGAUAUUUAUAUAAGGGGCAGCUACAGUGGCAUUGGAAAGAAAAUUGCUGCAGGUGUGAACGUUUCAGACUCUCAUUCAAAAAUGGCCUCUCAGAGCAUAAACUUCCAGAAUCUCCAAACCAAAGUCCAAUUAUCUGUGACUCACACAGGUGGUCCACCAGAAGCAGACGACCUUGCCCAGUGGAAAGCUGGGCUUAUUGCCAGCAAUCAAACCUGGUGUGUCAUUGACCGGGGACUUCAGCUGGUGCCCAUUUGGGACAUCAUCCUCUCCAGCCACAGAAGUGAUUUUAAGGAUCCUCUUCUGGUGGCUAACUGCCUGAAAGACAGCUACACUGCUCUGACUGGCCUCACUGCCCAGAUUCAAGAUGGAGAGGAAUUCCUCAGUGCUGUUAAGGAAGCUAAGGUUUUCCUAGAGGAUGUGAAAUCCUGGGAGGUAUCUGACCCUGAAGAACAACUUAAAAAAGUGAUAAACUUCAUGCAAAUAUUGAAUCAGAAAAUUAAAAAUUAUGAUACCUGGAUUAACAUAUGCCUCACAGAUUGCAAUAUGCAGAAUUUUCUGGUGAACAUUGUCAACUCUUGCAAAGAAUCUUCCACUCAUAAUACUAAAUUUAUUAAGUCACAGUUGCGCCUUCUCCUGGAUCCUCACAUCUACAGAGUAACGGACUUUCCUCAGACUCACUCCAUCAUGCAGUGGAUCUUCCAGUCAGAAUCACACCAAGAGCAGUCCAACAUCUCUCAUUUUUCUGAAUUAAUUAAAACCCUAAAAGAUAUCCAGAAUGACUUCAUGGAAAUAAUGAUCAAAUCUGAGUUGCAGGAAACAGUAGAGGACGCUCAAAGAAAGGCCACUUAUGAGGUCAGCUUGUCUCUCAAUGCCUUCUUGGAGAACCUUCGAGAAACAGACCAGCCAGACACACAGCUCUUACUACUUUGCAUUGCAUCUGGUGCAGGAUAUCAUGUGGUGAACAAUACUUUUCAGUAUCUCCUGGGGUUUGAUGAAUUAGACUACCUGCUGCAUGAAAUGCAAACAGCCCAUGAUAAAUACCAGGAGCUCAGAAAUCUUUGCAGCUACAGGGCUCAGGCAUUCCUGGUGCUCACAGGGCUGACAACCACAGUUGGAAUCACAGCUAUUUCUGAAGAGGAGAAAUCAAAACGCUUGUCAUUAAUGAGACAUCAUAUGGAACAAUCACUCUCUAAAGAAGUUGCACAUGUUCUCACCAAACUUGGGGCACAUCACAACUGGGAAAACCUAGAGAAAGACUUGCAAUUGCUCAUUGAUGGAGAUUAUGAAGCCACCGUAUCUUCUCUGCAAAUGGAGGACAUAAAAAAACAAUUGAAAAGUCUCAGCCAUACAAAUAAACAGCCCCAUGUGGCAGAUGAUAAUAGAAAUAACAGAACAAAACUGAUAGAAAAUGGAGCCUUCCUAAGCUUGCUACAGCGUCUAGGACUAGAGCAUCACUACCCAAAGAGGCUGGGGAGAGCUGACUUCCAUCUGAUUUGUAAAAACUCUGUAUACAACACACAGCCCAGUUCUGAACAAGAGCUUCCAUUUUAUUUUCUGCAGAAGCUGCUGGUGCUCGAUUAUGAGCUGAGAUACCUGGUUUUCAAAGAUGGUAGAAACACAGAAGGCCCAGUUUAUCUAAGCCAGGGAAAUGAGGCUUUUGACCCAUAUGAAGAGAUUUUUGAAGACAGUGACAAUGCCAUUAAUCCUUCAGCCCCUAAUCAGAGAUGCCGCAUUCACCCAAUGGAUAUUCAGAUGGCAAUUUAUCACUGUGCAGAUGAUUUGGCCAGGCAAUAUAUUUUAGCCAAACUUUCCACUUGUCAAUUUGCCCUUCCUCUUGUGGUGCCCAAUCCCUGCUCUUCUCAGAUUGAAUUCUCUCUCUGGUCUCUCAGUCAAAUUAGACGAAGUUGGCAGCAAGCAGGAAAAUCAGCAAAUGGGAAGAACAAUUACAAGAAUAUGCAGAUGUGUCGUGUAUCUACCUCCAUUGUGUCCUUCAUUCGAGUUGGAAAUGGCUUCUCUGCUUCCAAAUCUCAGAUCAUGAACUCUCUUCUCAGUAAACAUAAACACGAUGUCUUCUUUCACAGACACUGCAGUGGGAGCAGCAAAGACUGUCUGUUGAUGGAGGGUGUGGUAGAAAUCUGCUGGUUCUGUCCAGGGGGCAAAGAUAAGGACAGAUUUGACAAGUGUGUGACCUUCACCAAUCUCCAUGGAGAUGCAAAGGAACAUGAACAACAGCUCACUUUCCUGCAGGAAGUCUCUUCUCUCAUUGUGGUCCUCAUGUCAGCUUCUGAUAGCAAUAAAGAAAACCGAAAAAUUGUUUGUGACUUGAGUCAGUCAUCAAAGCCUUUGAUCUGUUUGCUCGAUGACAAAGAAAAAAAAAGAACCAAUAAUUCCAGCCAGAAAGUGAGAAUUGGGAUCAAGAACAGAAAUGAGGCAGAAUUAACAGAAGAGCUCACGUGUACAAUCAGACGUUUACUAGAGCUAUCUGACACAACUCUCAGCUUAGAGGACUGUGCCCCUAUUGCUCGUAAGCAAGGCUUCCUAAUAGAUGAAGACCAGAGGGAUUGCACAGAAGCCAAAGAAAAGGCACAGACUCUAAAUGCCCUCUUGGGAGAAAUGGAGUUAUCUAAGAUAAAGGAAAACUUACUACCCCUUCAGGGAAAACUGUGGCACCUUUGGUGUAAGAAGGACAAAGAACUCUAUCAUCUCAGAGAGAAGGGGAACCGGAGUAUUGAACAACAUAAGAGUGAGAUUGAGACAGACAAACAAAGAAUACGACAUAAGCAGUUGAGGAAGGCCUUUCCUCUCAAUGCUUUAAUGAGAUCUUUCCUUGAAAUAUUGCAAGAUCAUUCAGAAACCCACAAGAAACUCUACUUCCUGCAGUGGUUAAGUGUGUUUUUGGACAACCUGAGUGUAGUGCACCUGGAAAAACUGCAUGAGAUGCAAAGUUCUUUGUGGUCACUGGUACAAACUGAAAAGCAAAAGGCACCAAACAGCAACUCCCUCAGACACUGGCAGGAUGAGAUAGAAGCCAUCUCAAUGAACAUUACUGACCGUACUUUGGGAACUGAGCACCUUCUCAGAGAAGUUGGACAGAUCUAUGAAGCACUGGAAGAAGCUUGCUCCACAAGUGAUGCCCUUUUUCUCUCCCUUCCCCAAAUUGCAGCUGACCUGAUGAUAUCUGGGGUUCCCAUUGAGCUGAUGGAUGGUGACACUUCCUAUGUCCCUCUGAAGUGGGUGGCAGCUGUUUUUGACAAGGUCUCUGAGAAACUUGGAGACAAACGGCUAUUUGUACUCUCUAUUCUUGGGCUACAGAGCUCAGGAAAGUCCACCCUUCUGAAUGCACUUUUUGGACUGCAGUUCACUGUCAGUGCAGGGAGGUGUACCCGGGGCGCCCACAUGCAACUCCUAAAGGUAGAGGAGUCAUUCAAAGAGGAACUUGGCUUUGAGUUUGUCCUUGUUGUAGACACAGAAGGACUUCGGGCACCAGAACUCAGCACCAAGUCACAGAAUUGGGAUAAUGAGUUAGCAACCUUUGUCAUUGGACUCGGAAACUUGACUCUGAUCAAUAUUUUUGGAGAGAAUCCAUCAGAGAUGCAGGAUAUUCUACAAAUAGUUGUGGAAGCCUUUCUUAGGAUGAAACAAGUAAAAAUCUCCCCAAGUUGCCUAUUUGUCCAUCAGAAUGUGGGAGAAGUUACAGCUAAAGACCAAACUAUGGAAGGACGAAGGCGGCUAGAGCAGAGACUAGAUGAAAUGGCAGCAACAGCGGCUCAACAAGAACAGUGCUCGGAUGUAACUUGCUUCAGUGAUGUCAUUAAGUUUGAUGUCAGCACUCAUGUGUACUACUUUGCUCACCUCUGGGAUGGCAAUCCGCCAAUGGCCCCUCCUAAUACUCAUUAUAGCCACAAUGUCCAGGAGCUGAAAAGCAGAAUUCUUGGGACUGCUAAGAAGGAAUCCAGGGGCACCAUUAUGAAGAUAUCAGAAGUAAAAUUCCGAGUUCAAGAUUUAUGGAGGGCUCUCUUGAGUGAAAACUUUAUUUUCAGCUUCAGGAACACCCAAGAGGUCAUGGCCAUGAGCAGACUGGAAACCAUGUAUAACCACUGGACCUGGGAGUUAAGGAGUCAUGUGCUGGGCUUGCAGAACAAGCUGUACAACAAGAUUCAGAAUGAAAAAAUCCAGACACUCAGAGCCAGGGAAGUUGAAGCUCCAGUGACAGAAAAAUAUGACACCAUUAAGCAAGCCCUUGAAAAAUUUUUUAAUGAAGACCCAGGUAAUGAAACAUUGGUUCAGUGGAAAGCAAGGUUUGAAAAUAAGUUGAGAGUUCUUAAAGAGGCACUUGUUUCAGAUAUCAAAAGAAAAGCUGAGGGACUUAUUUUUUUAAAGAAAAGCCAAGAAAAACUCAAUGAAAAAAAGUCAGUUUAUGAAAAUGACAUCUUGGAAAGAAGCAGACAUUUGGCUUUAACUGUAAAGGGUAAGGAACUGAGUGAGGAAGAUCUGCACAAGAAAUUCAGUCAACUUUGGAAAGAAUGGGUCUGUGAUGUAGCCUCAACCCUGCCUCCUGCCAUCGAGCCUGACAUUGAUGUGGAUUCUGAAAACAUUCUUUUAGAAUAUUUCAAUAAUAAGAAAAACAUAGUGGACAUUUUAAACAAUAGUUCUGAAGAGAUGUUUCAAAUUAAGUAUGAUAUACAUAUCGAAAUGAGGCAGACUAUGUUAGGAUGGAGAAGGUCAAUAGAGACCUAUGAUGAAGAGUCCAUAAAAAUGACUACUAAUUACAUUUUUUCAAGAUUUACUGAAAUUAUUCAUAAUGUUAGAAGCCAACGGUGUGAUUACAAUCCAAGUUAUUUCUACGAAAUCUUGAGAAUGAUAGAAGAGGAGGUGACAUCUGCAUCCACUGAGGAAAGCUACACAUUCACAAGUAGAUAUAAAAUUGACUUAUCUUUGUGUUUGUUCCAAAGAGCAUCAGAGAUUUUUAAGCAGGUGCACAGGGAAUUCAAGAGAGCCAAUGAUCCUGUAAACUAUCUGGAAAGCAAGAAAGAUGAUUUCUUCAUGAGUUUUAAGAUCUCCUGCCAAGGAGCAACUUCCAUCAAAGCGUUUGUUGAAUUUCUGUGGCAUAAGCUCAUUCCCGCUAUCUCCACCACCAUAUGGAAUAAAAUGCCCUCUAAAAUGGCUGGGGAUAUACGAGCUACCUUCCCUGCGUUCAAUGGGAACAGGGCUAAUCUGGAGAAACACAUUCUCAUCUGUCUAGCAGAAGAAGAAAACUUUGAUAAUUACUGUGAGUACCUUCAUAAUCCAAAAUAUUUCUUUAGGAAUUAUAUUGAAAAAAAUAUUCGAAUAUAUUUUUCAGGCAAAGGAGGUGAAAAAAUGAAGACUUUUUUAAAAAUCAGUUUAGAUGACAUAAAAAAUGUCAUACUCUCUGCCAUUCAUGAAUCCACUGCAAUAGUUAAAGAUAAAAGAAGUACUGCAUCUGAAUGGUUGGAUUUAUUCUGUGAUCACUUGGAAAAUAACUUGGUCUUUCCACGAAAAGACUUGGUAAGCAUUGAACAUCAGGAGAUAAAUGAUAUUCAGUUUUUCAAGGAAGUAAUGAGUGAAGCUUUAGAUCCCGCAAUGGAAAGAGUAGAACAGAAUUGUUUGAGUAUGUCUGUAGAGGAAAUGGUUCCUGAAAUUGAGAAAAUGCUGUCUGAGCAUCUCUGUGGUUGCUGGAAACAGUGUCCUUUCUGCAGAGCAGUUUGUACGAACACAAUUCCUGCACAUGAAGGAGACCACAGUGUUUCUUUCCACCGUCCUCAGGCUGUGAUUGGAUCAGGGUGGUGUAUGAAAAUAUUCAAUAAGUGGGCUAAAACAAAGCAGUUUGUCAUUAAUACCUGUUCUAGUUUGGUAGCAAGUGAUCGUUUUUUGCUUUUGAACAAUGGCUCUGAAAUCCUGUAUAAGAACUAUCGACAGAGAGGUGGGGAUUGCGCCCAAUGGAGUAUCACCCCAGACUCAUCCAUGCAGCCAUACUGGAAAUGGUUUGUCUGUCAUUUCAGAUCAAACCUAGAAGAAAAAUAUCAGAAAAGAUUCACAGGUAUAGGUAAAAUUCCGGAUGCAUGGGCUAAAAUCACAAAGCAGGAUGUGCUGGAUGACUUAAAAAAACAAUAAUCCUCAUGAUCACAUGAAAGUUGUCAUACUCGGACAAUUCUAAACACCUCUUCUCACAAUGAAAACUUUUUAUUUAUUUUGAAAAUGGAGCAUAUAAAAAUAAAUCAAUAACAAACAUCUCAUUAAGAUAAGAUUUCUGGCAAUGAAUCUUAUUUUUCUCUGCUUUGCCUCAUUUUAGUUCUUAAAAAAUUUGUUAAAUUGUGUAAUAUACAAUAAAUAUUUAAAAUACCUGUUUAUGUUUUAAAAUAAUCAUUUGAAUGAUGCUCCUAUAUUAGAAAAGAUUACAUUUACAGAAGAAAUCUUACAUAUUCGAAUCUGGGAAUUUCUAAGACACAAUUAUAUAACAUUUCAAAAAUACCAAUGUAUGAAUAUCAAAUCACAAGUAUUAGCUAAAAAUCUGUUUUCUCUUUUUGAUGUAGUUUUUUUUUCACAAACAGCUUGUUUUUGCCUACUGAAGAACUGAAGCAAAAAUUGCUGUUAAUCCUUAAAAGGAAAGAAAAAAUCGUGGGAAUUCAUGGUUUCAAAGCAUAUGAUCUUUAGGUGACCAGAAUGGAGUCUGCACUUAUUUGGAAAGAUAACUGUUAUCAAGUAGACACAGAAUAUACACAGAAUUUAAUGAUUAUCUUUCCCUUCUGUAAUCUCUUAGUGGCUCUUCCCCUGUGCAAGGUAAAAAGAGGAAAGAUUCAGAAAAUAAAAAACUGAGAAAAGAACAUAUUGAUUCUCAGCAUGAGAGUUUGAGUGACAACAUAGAGCUAUGUACAAAUCUAAGGGGAACUAGAUUCGGGAAGAAGUUUGAGGAUAAAGGAAGAAGUAUCAUUUUAAUCAAAUUUUUACACAAGUUUAGAAUUUGAUUAAUGAAAAAUAAUGUUGAUUUUUUUUUUAAGGACACAGUUAAAACAAAAUCUUUCCUAAUCAUUAAAUUGAAUUAGACUCCAGCUUUUCAAUAAAAUCACCUUUUUAAAAAUUACAAAGCAGAAAAAAGCUCAUCUCCGAAUUAUGCUCAUGAAAGUUUUUCAUACCAUUUGAGCAACAAGAUCAUGACCACAACAACUAUCAAGCACAGCUGAAACCGGCCAAGGGGCAGAGAUUAAAGGAAUACAUUCUCCAGGGCCACAUCUCAACAUCUAAACAAUCAGAGAUAGUGGCUGAUAUGAGAUUCUCAAGACCUGAUCUACUGGAAUUCUGAUGUGUUGGAGAGUUUCUUUAUUCUGGACAUACAGGCAUUCUUGGACUUCCUUUUACUAGUAUAACCUAUACCUUCCCUAAAGCAGAUGAGACAGCCCAGGACUGACAGUGGAUCCUCCAAUGGGAACAGUAAUGGAAGGACUUGGGUUCUUAGAGAUGGGAGAUAAGAAUGCUGAUCCUUUGGCUCAGGAGAAACAAAUGAUUCUGCUUCUUUGGUCCCCUCAAGGGGCUUCAGUGUUUCUCACAAUCUGUUUUAGGACAUGUAGCAGCUAUGGAAAAUCCAUGUCUCCCGCAGCAAUUCAUGGAGGCAAAAUAUUUAUGAGGGAGAAACAAGGACUGCUUAACAGUGUGGUUUUCCCUCUGCACUUUGGAAGAGGAAUUCUGGUGAGAUGAGCAAGCACUUCCUGAUGUAAUAAAGUUGGAGUGAUGUAUAAUUGUAGUUAGAAACAAAGCCCAUUUCAUAGGAAGAUGCCUGUCUCCCAGUGUCAGUAAAAAAAUUCUCAGGAGGCAUUUUGGGGACUGGAGAGAUUAAAAAGGCAGACCCAGAAGCAUAGCUAGGGUGGGGAGUACAGGACAUGGUCAACAUUUGUAAACGUAAAAUGGUGACAUCCUAGCUGUUAUGCCUAUGAUUUGCAACUCAUAGUGACCCCAUAGGGUUUCCAAGGCUAUAAAUCUCUAUGGGCCCCUCAAUACGAAAGCAGGAGUAUAAAAUACAAACUAGGAUCCUUUUUUCACACCUGAGUUACCCACCCUGAACAUGAUUGUGAGCUCCACGAAGGCAAGAAAUACGACUUUGUUUUCAUCAUUGUAUCAUUGAAAACUAUGCAAUACUCAAUAGACACAUGUUGAACAAAAUAAAGGCUACUGUUUAUAAAAUCUGUUUUCUGAACUCUAUUACUUACGUUAACUAAAAGUGUCAGAAUAUAAUAUAUAAACUUUAAUUUUCAAGCCUGAAUUGGUAUAAAAUUUUAAAUGCCUU